AUGCAUUCGACAGUGGGCGUUCUUCUGGCGGUGGUCCUGAGUGCGGUAUUCGCCGACGAGGUCGCCGAGCCGUUCUUCAACAAACGCGAAUUGGCGCCGUCGCUGGCUUUGGACAGACUAAACGCCCUUCGUGACAGCAUCGCGAAGCUUCAGAUGAUGAAUCAACGGGUCAAGUGUCAGCUUCGAGGUGGGCCUUGACUUGUGCGAAUUUCGGGCGAUUUCCUUUAGAAACACAAUAAAAUUCGAAUGGAAAAAGGUUACUACAGCUUUUUACAUAGGUUCUGAGCUUCUUUUUCGAAAAAUAACCCAAUUUACACGAUUCAGAAGAGUCUGAAUAGUCCUAGAAACUUGGAAAAGCGAGGCAAAAGUAGGAAAUUGAAAAAUGGAUUCAGAUUGUUUCAAAUUGUAACAAGUUGUGUAUUUUAGGCCCAGAUUGUUCAAAAUCACCAUUUUUUGAAUUUUCGAAGGAUCCGCGUUACAUUUCGAUCUGUCUUAAAUGAUCGAAUUGGCCUUGGAAAUGUUUAAAAAAAAAGUGUUUUUUUUUAAAUUAAGUUCAAUAUUUUUCCAGGCUUUUUCUCCAGAAAUAGGUUUUUCUAUAGCUGAUUCACGGCUGACUUGAGCCAUCGAAAAAUGGGUCCUGACACGAUAGUAAAAGAGAUAGUGCCUGGCUCGUGGAGAGCGCAGACAGGUCACGCCUCCUUAGCGUCCCAAGUUAGCCGUGAAUCGCGAUUUCGAGUAGACUGUCAGAAAAACGAGGAAAGGUCCUGAAACAACUUUCUAAGCCCCUAAUCUCCUCUUCAAGCCUUCUAGGAACAUUUCUGAAUUACAGAACGAAGCCGAACCAAGAGAAUGAUCAGUCCGGCGAUGAGACUCAGCGAAUUGCUCGACCCUCGGCUACAGCAGCAACUGGUCGCCGAUCCGCCAGUCGUCCUUCCCGAAGAAGAUCCCUGUCUCGACUACUAUUCAGCUUUUUAG
Messenger RNA from Caenorhabditis auriculariae, 975 nucleotides. The record is from the annotation of a GenBank genome assembly. Lineage: Eukaryota; Metazoa; Nematoda; Chromadorea; Rhabditida; Rhabditidae.